This is a messenger RNA of Arvicanthis niloticus (Nile rat), 5285 nucleotides long. Lineage: Eukaryota; Metazoa; Chordata; Mammalia; Rodentia; Muridae. The record is from RefSeq and is a predicted model, not a curated record.
GCUAUGGAGCCAGCCUGGCCCCGGGGUCUGCGUUCCUGUCCUCUGGGAGUUGUACCCUGAUCGGAGCCUAUAGUCGGUCACUCAGCGACCUUGUUCCAGCCCCUGCGUGACGUUCUCCUUCCAACCCUCCGUUGUUUUUCUGCAUCUUUUGCAUCACGGAAGACCCUCAGGGCCAAAAGGGAGCUUCUCUUCAGUUGAGGAAAAAAGGGACAACGGUGGUUUGCCCAGGUUCGCGCUGAAAGUUAGCGAGGUCAGAGGCUACUGCUUCUGUCUUGGAGCCCAAAGUCCAGAUCAUUUUUAUUUUUCAUCCAGAGUGUGACACUUAGUCCUUGUCAGUCCCCCAUGGCCCCGUGGAGCCGAGAGGCGGUGCUUCGUCUGUACCGGGCUCUGCUGCGCCAAGGCCGAGAGCUUCGCUACACUGAUCGAGACUUCUACUUUGCUUCCAUCCGCCGAGAAUUCAGGAAAAACCAGAAGCUUGAGGAUCUGGAGGCUCGAGAAAAGCAGCUGGAAAAGGGCCUGGUCUUUCUCCAAAGCAAACUAGGAGGCCUUAUUUAGGCUCCUCUUUUUUCCCCUCCUACCCUAAUUCCAAGAAGAGAACAAAGGUGCCUUCAGUAGACACUCCUGGCUCCCCCACCCCACCUCACAGAUGCAGUAGGAAACCUCAGGUGAACAAUGGCAGGUGCUGGUGAGCGCAAAGGCAAGAAGGAUGACAAUGGCAUUGGCACAGCCAUUGAUUUUGUGCUCUCCAAUGCCCGGCUGGUGCUGGGUGUGGGUGGAGCAGCCAUGUUGGGCAUCGCCACACUGGCAGUUAAGCGGAUGUAUGACCGGGCCAUCAGUGCCCCUACCAGCCCCACCCGCCUAAGCCAUUCAGGGAAGAGGAGCUGGGAAGAGCCAAACUGGAUGGGCUCCCCUCGACUAUUGAACAAGGACAUGAAGACAGGCCUGAGCCGGUCUCUUCAGACCCUUCCCACAGAGGCUUCUGCCUUUGACACAGGAGAAACUUCUUUCUUACUACCGGAACCGGGCAGCCAUCCCUGCUGGAGAGCAGGCUCGGGCCAAGCAAGCUGCAGUGGACAUAUGUGCUGAGCUCCGGAGCUUCCUGCGGGCCAAGCUGCCUGAUAUGCCGCUUCGGGACAUGUACUUAAGUGGCAGCCUCUAUGAUGAGCUGCAGGUGGUGACAGCUGACCAUAUCCAACUCAUUGUUCCCCUUGUGCUGGAGCAGAACCUGUGGUCAUGCAUACCUGGGGAGGACACCAUCAUGAAUGUCCCUGGUUUCUUCCUGGUUCGUCGUGAGAACCCAGAGUACUUUCCUCGUGGUAGCAGUUAUUGGGACCGCUGUGUUGUAGGUGGCUAUCUUUCCCCAAAGACAGUGGCAGACACCUUUGAGAAGGUGGUGGCAGGCUCCAUCAACUGGCCAGCCAUAGGGUCCCUCUUAGACUAUGUGAUCCGGCCAGCACCACCCCCAGAGGCCCUGACACUAGAAGUGCAGUAUGAGAGGGACAAACAUCUUGUCAUUGACUUCUUGCCAUCAGUGACCCUUGGUGACACGGUCUUGGUGGCCAGACCACAUCGGUUAGCUCAGUAUGACAACCUUUGGCGGCUGAGCCUUCGUCCUGCUGAGACGGCACGCUUACGGGCUUUGGACCAGGCGGACUCCGGCUGCCGGUCUCUGUGCCUCAAGAUCCUCAAGGCCAUAUGCAAGUCCACCCCAGCUCUGGGCCACCUCACUGCCAGUCAGCUGACCAAUGUCAUCCUCCACUUGGCCCAGGAGGAGGCUGACUGGUCUCCAGACAUGUUGGCCGACCGCUUCCUACAGGCCCUGAGGGGACUCAUCAGCUACUUGGAGGCUGGAGUCUUGCCCAGUGCCCUGAACCCCAAGGUGAACCUAUUUGCAGAGCUCACCCCUCAAGAAAUAGAUGAAUUGGGAUAUACCCUCUACUGCUCGUUGUCUGAGCCGGAGGUGCUGCUGCAGACGUAGGGCAGGUGAAGGCCCAGACUCUCCGUUAGAAACACUUGGCUACAUGGUUGGUGCCUCACAGGGUCCCUAGGUGCCUCCUGUUUUGCUGGUAACUGUCCUGGUCACUUCAUGCUGAUUAGAAUGACAUCCCUUCGGUUUUCCCACCCAUCCCUAUUUUUGUAACCAAACACUGUGCUCCCUCCUUGCCACCUUACUCUAGGCUGAUUUUUUUUGUUUGUUUGUUUUUUUUUGGAACAAACAGGUGUGGAGUGCUGGCCUCAGUCUUUGGGUGUUUUGUUUUUGGCCCAGAUUUCUUGCUUUUCUGUCUGCUGUAUCCUGUUCUGCCCCCUGGCCUCUUGUUCGCUGUCUUCUUUUCUCUUUCUCUUUCUUGGUCACACCUAUCCCCAGAGUACAUUUGCCUGAUGAAGAUGUUGCUUUUAGUUGAUGUCAUAGAAGAACGAUUGCAUGUUUCCAAGCUGAGCUCUGCAGAGUAAUGAGACAGUUGUUUAGGUUCCGGGGUGAGGCUGCCAAAGAACCUCUGCCUUGGCAAGUCAGCCUUUGUCCCUGGUUCCUGGGAAACAAGCUCAUCUUUCUACCCUAUGCAACUCCUGUUUAUCUGAGCUAAGAAGUUUGAAUCUGGGGAUGGUGCAUUGACCCACACUGGAGGCGCCCAAUGCAGCUAUUUUAUUGGAGGUUUAUUGAGGUGCUUCUUUAUGGCUAUCAGUGAGAACACAGGGGUACGGUUCUGAAGCUGAUUUGGAGAGCCUGUGUGUUCCCACUGUUUGUUUCUAUAUGUGGUCAUCAAAGUCAGACAGGGAAGGCUUGGGGACUUCACAGGCAGCAUCUCUUAAGAUGCUGGUUUCCCCUUAAUUGCUGGUAGAAGGUGGCCUUGGUUUAGCUAUAGAGGCCAAGGGAAGGCAAAAGGAGGCUGUGUCAGCUGAAACCCAUGACCACAUUUGCUCUCUUGACAGCCUGUACCUUUCUUAGGUGUUGCCUUAGAGCAAGAACAUACCCAGGGCCAGUACCUCCUACCCGACCCUAUCCUCACUGACAUGAGAGUAUUUGCUGAGCACUGAAGGUACCUCUACAGGACAGACGUAUAUGACCGUGCCAGCCCCGGUCCCCACUUGAUUCCUGGGGAGAUUGGUGCUACCUAGGAAGAAAGAGUGUGUAGAUAAGAUCCAGAGAAGAGAGGUGGGGCUUCCCACGUUGCUGCUAAGAUUGCUAUUAAUGGCCAUGUAGUCAUAUCCUAUGGGUGGAGGAAGGGGCAUUUAUGUCAUGUCAUGUCAAUGUGUCCUUUUUCUUCCGUUCUUGACAAGAGGCUGACAGCAACUCUGGUUCUGAUUUGCCCAUCUAGUAUUGUGUUCUCCCACCAGGUCUUUCUUUAUCUAUUCUUACUACCUCUCCAUCAGUGUGAUUCUGGUGUCGCACUCUGUGGCUGUGUUGGCCCUUCCUAAUGAGGGUGACACAAAAUGACUAUAAAUAGCACUGACCCUGCAGCAGCCCAUUUGAAAUUAGGGUAGAGACACACCCCCAUCUCCCCAUAGGUUAGGAGGCUGAGCCAGGCUAUAUAUUUAGCCUUUCUUCCUCUUUUCCCACAUAUGUGUAAAGGCUUCUUCAGGGGUUUCUUUUUGAUUUGUGUAAGACAGUAUGAGAAACUUGAUAAAGCCAAGAACCUUAACUGAAACAUGCCCUCCUGGUAGUUAGCCGUAGAUGUCAGCUGUGUUGGUUUUACUAAGUUGGAUUGAGUAGGCAUGAAAGGGCUGACGUGGAAGGUCCAAGGUUCUGGUUGCUGCCUGUUGGAGGGAGAGUUGAUAGAGUACUGCAAACUCAGAUUUUAGAUCAGAUUCAGGUUUCCGGCUGUAAGUAUUAUAAGACUCCUAAGCCGUCAUCUCUGAACUGAUUCUGUUUAGGAUGCCAGAAAGAGUGCAAAUGAAUCCCCCAAACUCGAAGAUGUUCAAGAUUCCAAAAGUCCUAAAUCACAGCCAUGUUAUUGAAUUUAGGAAAAGCAAUGAAUUUAUCGUUUGUCAUUGUGAAUUUAGGAAAAGCAAUGAAUUUAUUGUUUGUCAUUGUGAAUUUAGGAAAAGCAAUGGAUUUAUUACCUGUCUUUAUGAACAGUUUUGACUUUGGACUAUGCUUUGCAAAACCAAAAUCAUGACUUGGCCAUUUUAUAAGCAAGAACCUCUUAGAAGUCCUCAGAACAAGGACAAGUGGGACCAGCUCUAUCCUGGUGGGUUUGUGGAUUAGCUGGGUGUGCCCUUUCGCUGUCAUUCUUUGUCAUAAAGUAUGGGAGGCCACAUGCUCUGGGAUGCUUGGGUGGAAGAAAAGAUACUCUGCCAUGCUUCCCUCAACUUUGUUGAAAGACCCAGUUGGCUGUGCCACCACUCUGCCUUUCUCUUCAGUUACUCCCACUUUUGCCUGGAGGAAAUGCCACUGUUAGGCCCCUACUUCUUCUGUCUGGGAGGUAUUUUGACAUUGUCAAGAUUAGCAGACAAUAUACUUGAUGCCUAAAACUGUACUCAUUACCCUGGUAACCAAGUAAAUCAAGUUUAUUUUGGUUCUUCUCUGUUGCCCUUUCUCAAAAAAUGGAAUUCAGGAUAGCAGUAUUUUUUUUUUUUUUUUUUUUCGUAUUAACAGUUGAGACAAAAAAAGAAAAGAGGAAAACUUUUGGAGUGGCCCAUCAUCUCCUGGAGUUGGCCCUGGCUGACUUCACUGUAGUCCACCGAAGGGCUCGGAUGGUUAAGAUGAAUCAGCUUCAGGAUGGGGGAUCCUGAGAGCAGCAUGCACCAUGUGCUUAGAGCCCUCUACCAAGGCACACUUCCUUGGGAUUAUAACUUGAUAAAACCGAGAGCAUCUGCUACAACUCUAGCUUUCUUAGUAUAAAGCUCAAGGCCAAGGUAAAUGAGGCACUUGGGAACAGAGUUGACCCUUGUACCAGGCUAGGAGGUUGUAAGCCUCUCAGGCUGUGUGUCCAAAAUACCAGCAUGUAUGUUCUAUAUUUAACUGCAGGUGGGAGUGAGGUGGGUGUUAACUUUUAUUUUGAUCACCUUGUAGUCUUUAAACCCUUGGUCUCUGAGGCCAGGUCCACAGCUUGCCUUCCAGUCACUUGCCUGCCGUUCUGUGGUGGUCAUUGUGUUAAGCUGGUAGAAUGGAAUCAGUCAUUAAUCUUUGUGUCGUGUCUUGGCUGGGUCCGUAUAGGAACAGCUUAGCUCUUAAGGCCCAGAGAACCUUUAUUCCUCUUUCUCCUUGAAGGAGAGAAAUUGAACUGGUGAAAACAGCGUCUUCUGCAGCAUGGGAAGAAGAAAAUAAAAAUCUCCUUUCCAACAAC